Messenger RNA from Hypomesus transpacificus, 960 nucleotides. It is a transcript of the gene nat8, whose product is annotated as N-acetyltransferase 8. Gene Ontology annotation, molecular function: N-acetyltransferase activity. NCBI's taxonomy places the organism in Eukaryota, Metazoa, Chordata, Actinopteri, Osmeriformes, Osmeridae. The transcript is spliced from 2 exons. The record is from RefSeq and is a predicted model, not a curated record. Bases 94 to 759 code for a protein of 221 amino acids.
AUACCAGUUAGCUGUAGCCGCAAAACUGACAUCACAACACACAACUGCUCAUCUCUUACCGGGUACCGUUACAUUCCGGGUCAGGGCCACGUCAUGGCUGCUCUCAAGAUCCGGAAGUAUCAGAAGGAUGACGAGGAGGCCGUGAAGGAGACCUUCACACUGGGCAUGAGCGAGCACGUUCCCUCGUCCUUCAUGCACCUGCUGAAGCAGCCCCUCACCCAGAUGGUGAUGAUGUGUGUGUUCUGCGCUCUGCUGGCCAGCUCCCGGUCCAUUAUGCUGCCCGUGAUGGCUGUCACUCUCCUGCUGGCGGGCGCCAGGCAGCUGGUGGGCUACCUGUUCACCAGCUACAUCGACACCUCCCUCAGAAAGGACCUCAACCACAUCCAGGAGACCUACCUGGAGCAGAAGAACUCGUGCUUCUGGGUGGCGGAGUGGGAGGGCCGGGUGGUGGGCACCGUGGCCUGCCUGCCGGCGGAGAGGGAGCCCGGAUGUCUGGAGCUGAAGCGCAUGUCGGUCCUCCGUACGCACCGCGGCAGGGGCAUCGCCAAGGCGCUGUGCCGGACGGUAGCAGAGUUCACCCAGGAGCGCGGCUUCCCGGCGGUGGUCCUGUACACCUCGGUGGUGCAGACGGAUGCUCAGAAGCUGUACGAGCACAUGGGCUACACCAAGAUCAGGGAGUUUGUCAUUCCCGAGCUCGUGGCGAAAAUCACAAACUUCUCCCUGAUCGAGUACAGACUGGAUUUGCAGAAACAGGACUGAUGAAAAGUGAUGGGCGGACUUUGACGUUGCAUUCCUCACUGAAUCCCCAGUAUAUCCCCUGUAUAGAUCAUGUCGACCACGCUCUGCCUAAACAGAUAUACUAAACUGAAUACAAUAGAGGCAUUUGAUAUGUUUUACUGACUUAUUAACUGUACUGAUGCAUUAUGUAUUUUAUUUUUAAUAAAGUGUGAAGUAUUCGGU